Molecule: messenger RNA, 1704 nt
Organism: Alosa sapidissima (American shad)
Lineage: Eukaryota; Metazoa; Chordata; Actinopteri; Clupeiformes; Clupeidae
Gene: tor1
Product: torsin family 1
Exons: 5
Coding region: 165-1172 (335 amino acids)
Biological process (GO): nuclear membrane organization; protein localization to nucleus
Cellular component (GO): endoplasmic reticulum; nuclear envelope; endoplasmic reticulum lumen
Molecular function (GO): ATP binding; kinesin binding; ATP hydrolysis activity
Source: RefSeq, a predicted model, not a curated record
CAUGCGCGCCACAUGAAUACAGACCUGAUACAGACAGUAAAUACGCGCAGUAGGAAAUCAGUAGGAGAGCGUGCUCUACGGAGCAGUGUCCGUUUGAGAGACUUCUCCAGUAGUUACAGGUGUUUUUUUACAUAGCACCUUUUAUUGGGAUAGUCAUAAUCAAAAUGAGGGUGUACUUAGCGUUCACGCUAUGGCUAUUUUUAAACGUGUCGCUAACAGUUGCGGUCGAGCCCAUCAGUACUGGCAUAGCCGUGGGUAUGGCAGCAGCGAUCACUGGCUUUCUUGCCAGUUAUCCAAAUUUGUUUUACUAUUUCCAUGAAUGCUGUCGACCAGAGUGGAUCUCCUUCAAUAAAACACAUCUGGAGUUGGCCUUGGACAGAAAGCUCUUUGGUCAGCAUGUGGCGUCCCACGUCAUCCUGAAAACGGUGACUGGAUACAUGAAAAACCCGAACCCCAAGAAACCCCUGGUCCUCUCUCUGCAUGGCUGGACAGGCACUGGGAAGAACUUUGUGAGCCAGCUGAUCGCCGAGAGCAUCUACCACAAUGGCAUGAAGAGCGGAUUUGUGCAUUUGUUCACAGCCACAGCACAUUUCCCUCACCCGAAGCAUCUGGAAACGUACAAAGAGCAGCUACAAAUGUGGGUUAAAGGGAAUGUCACAAAGUGUCCACGCUCCAUGUUCAUCUUUGAUGAGAUGGACAAAAUGCAAGCUGGCCUUAUCGACAGCAUCAAGCCAUACUUGGACUACUAUGAAAAUCUGGAUGGGGUUUCUUAUAGGCAGGCCAUCUUCAUUUUCCUCAGUAAUGCAGGGGGGGAGAAGAUUGCCGAGGUGGCCCUGAACUUCUGGAAUGCCGGUCGAGACAGAGAAGAAAUCAAGCUGAAGGAUUUGGAGAUGGCAGUCACACUCGCUGUCUUUAACAACAAACAGAGUGGUUUCUGGCAUGCCAAUUUGAUUGACAAGAACCUGGUGGACGUCUAUGUGCCUUUCCUGCCCCUGGAGCUCAAGCACGUGGUUCAGUGUGGCCUUGCUGAGAUGGCCGCAAGAGACAUGGAGCCGGACCGGGACGUGGUGGAGCAGAUGGCCAAAGAUCUGAACUACUUCCCCAAAGAAGAGCGCGUCUUUGCCACACAGGGCUGCAAAGUGAUCUCCAGCCGACUGGAUUACUACAUUUAACGGCUGCAGACUUGCAGGGAGGAAUUUGUUUUAAGAAGUGACUUAUUGUCUAAAGGGGAUGUGGGGGGGCAUAUUGUCCCUUCUCCCUGCCAUACUGUUCCUACAGUAUGUUGGAUGUUGGGCGCUUAGUGAUAUCACUGGACACACAGGAACAUUUUUAAACGUUUUAACUGCAACACUUGUGUCAGAAUCAGAAAGCAGGGUGUUGGUCCAGACUGAAUGUAUGUAUGUAUGUGGAAACAUGAUUUAAAAAAAAGAGUGAUUGGUCCUUAAGAUGAUUGAGUGAAUUGCCAAGGAAGGAAUCAGGUGCACCUCAGCCAUCACAGUGUCCUUCAAUAGAGAAUCUCUUGAAAGGUGUGCUCACUGCACUAAAUGUACAAAUAACUGUGAUCUUUUCUAUGCUUCUGUCAAUGAGGACAAUGAGAACCCUAUUCCAUCUUUAUGGAUGGGGAUCAGCUUCUACAGAUUUACACUAAAACUACACACCCAAUUCAACUUUUGAUCGUCUUUGAUUAAAAUGGGUUGGAUGUAA